AUGUGCCGUGCCAAAAUCAUCGCCAAUUUGCAGACCAACACUAAUGCCAGAGCCAACACCAACGCCCACGCUAAAGAGACAAUCGUUCAAAAUCAAAAGUGGACCGAAUCAGGAAAAAGCCACCCCUCUAAGAGGGACUCGGGGUCGCCGUUGUUCGAAGAGGGGUUCGCAUAUACGUAUGCUAAGCGCAAUCGAAGUUGA
Parastagonospora nodorum SN15 is the source of this 201-nucleotide messenger RNA. RefSeq lists its product as hypothetical. The coding region runs from base 1 to 201 and encodes 66 amino acids. Lineage: Eukaryota; Fungi; Ascomycota; Dothideomycetes; Pleosporales; Phaeosphaeriaceae. The transcript is spliced from 3 exons. The record is from RefSeq and is a predicted model, not a curated record.